CACGGCUCCGGGAGUAGGGGACCUGGGAGCGGCGGACGGGUUGAAGGGAUCUGGAGUUGAUUUAGAAAUGGGAGAACUGAGUGACUGCCUCCUGGAGCCUCGGUUUCCUUAGCUGCGAAAUGAGUUAACCGUGAUGUCCCAGGGCUGUUAAUGAGUUUAAAGGAUGAAGCAGUGUGGAGAGGUGGUUUAUGAAGUACAAAGCGCUGUACUAAUGUGCAGGACUGCGCCAUAAUUGUGGGUAUGCCAUGGAAACAGGUAAAUUUUUCCAUAACCUUAUGGAGAGAAAGGACUUUGAGACAUGGCUUGAUAACAUUUCUGUUACAUUUCUUUCUCUGACGGACUUGCAGAAAAAUGAAACUCUGGAUCACCUGAUUAGUCUGAGUGGGGCAGUCCAGCUCAGACACCUCUCCAAUAACCUGGAGACUCUGCUCAAGCGGGACUUCCUCAAACUCCUUCCCCUGGAGCUCAGUUUUUAUUUGUUAAAAUGGCUCGACCCUCAGACUUUACUCACGUGCUGCCUCGUCUCUAAACAGUGGAAUAAGGUGAUAAGUGCCUGUACAGAGGUGUGGCAGACCGCCUGUAAAAAUUUGGGCUGGCAGAUAGAUGAUUCUGUUCAGGACGCUUUGCACUGGAAGAAGGUUUAUUUGAAGGCUAUUUUGAGAAUGAAGCAACUGGAGGACCAUGAAGCCUUUGAGACCUCAUCUUUAAUUGGACACAGUGCCAGAGUGUAUGCACUUUACUACAAAGAUGGACUUCUGUGUACAGGGUCAGAUGACUUGUCUGCAAAACUGUGGGAUGUGAGCACAGGGCAGUGUGUUUAUGGCAUCCAGACGCACACUUGUGCUGCGGUGAAGUUUGAUGAGCAGAAGCUUGUGACAGGCUCCUUUGACAACACCGUGGCCUGCUGGGAAUGGAGCUCCGGAGCCAGGACCCAGCACUUCCGGGGGCACACGGGGGCGGUGUUUAGUGUUGACUACAACGACGAACUGGACGUCUUGGUGAGUGGCUCUGCAGACUUCACCGUGAAAGUAUGGGCUUUAUCUGCUGGGACAUGCCUGAACACUCUCACCGGGCACACAGAAUGGGUCACCAAGGUGGUCUUGCAGAAGUGCAAAGUCAAGUCUCUCUUGCACAGCCCUGGAGACUACAUCCUCUUAAGUGCAGACAAAUAUGAGAUCAAGAUUUGGCCAAUUGGGAGAGAAAUUAACUGUAAGUGCUUAAAGACGUUGUCUGUCUCUGAGGAUAGAAGUAUCUGCCUGCAGCCAAGACUUCAUUUUGAUGGCAAAUACAUUGUCUGUAGUUCGGCACUGGGCCUCUACCAGUGGGACUUCGCCAGUUAUGAUAUUCUCAGGGUCAUCAAGACUCCGGAGAUAGCAAACCUGGCCUUGCUUGGCUUUGGAGACAUCUUUGCCCUGCUGUUUGACAACCGCUACCUGUAUAUCCUGGACUUGCGGACAGAGAGCCUGAUUAGCCGCUGGCCUCUCCCCGAGUAUAGGAAGUCCAAGAGGGGCUCCAGCUUCCUGGCGGGUGAAGCGUCCUGGCUGAACGGACUGGACGGGCACAACGACACGGGCCUGGUCUUCGCCACCAGCAUGCCCGACCACAGCAUCCACCUGGUGCUGUGGAAGCAGCACGGCUGACGUGGGGCGCCGGGGCUGCGGCCCUGGCGCGCGGCCCCUGGCAGCCACCUGCAUGAACCAAAGUUCUCACCUCACGGCAUCAUCGCGCAGCGCACAAUCACUAUCUGUUUGCCGGGGCCGGGGCUCGGGGCGGGGGGCUCGUCUUGUGGACACACACCGCAGCACGCUGACGGGGCGCACCGUUGGCUUCAUGUGUUCCUAGUUUGUGGUCAGUGUGAGAGGCUUCGUCUGGGGUUCAUCAUCUAUUUGUCCUUAGUUAUGUGGGUCCGUGUGAGAGGCUGCAUCUGGGGUUCAUCUUUCUUGAAUAUUGGUUUUAAGUAAAGAAAUUUAAAUGGCUCAUUAAUCUGCUAAUUGGUUGCCUAUAAAAACACAGUCUAUUAUUAAAGCUUUUUACCAUUGCCUUUUUCUCUUUUGAAAUUGAAGCAAAGGUGCUAUGAUGUUGUUACAGCAACUUUUCUCACAUGGGGCUUAGCUUUUAUAACGACCCGUGUUAUAAAGACCACCAAGUUCUGUGACAUUCAUGCUCUCCACCAAAUACCAGUUCUAAAGAAAAUGUGUCUUCAGUGCAAAUCCAGUUCUAUAGAUUGAUGGUUUGUGACACGUUUUAAGCCCUCAUUCUUGUCAGAGCCAAGGUCGGCCGUGUCUGAGAUGCACGAAGUUCUGUAGUCUUUGUUUCUGUGGAACAAGCUGGCUGGGUCACCUGCCACCUCCAUGACUGCGUAGAGGGGACACGGUUCAGUGGAAGGCGCCAAGCUGGCAGACUGAAGCCUGGCUCUGUUCCCUAGGAGCCCCGCAGCCCAGGAGUGCAGUUCUCUGGCCCCGUUUUCUGUGUCUGUAUAGCUAGUUGUUAGGCUGUCAUUUGAUUUCUGGGAUUCUUUCUGGUCCUGUGUCUGCCGAGCUUUGCAAAAGUUGAUGCUUCAGUUUUGUCCGAUUGCUAAUUCGUUGUUUCUUGGCAUGAUGAUCUUGGAGAUCAUCUAUAAAUGAAACCACUGAUACAAAGUUGUCAUCUAUAAGGAAAUCAAACAUGCAAAAAAAAAGAAUGGAUAAAAGGGAAUGUGGAAAAUGUUAACAUAGUCUGCUUUAAAAACUGUAUGCAGUUGGUGGAAGAAGUGCUGAGAGGAGUUGGGGUUCUCUGGAGAGGCAGGGUGUGCCAGCUCAGAGGGAGAGGUCCCUGACCCUGACGCUCCGUCCUCCGCUGUCUCUCUCUUGAUGGGUUGCCUCAGGCAGGCUAACUUUCUGUUGAAAGUGAAGGACUUGCGCUAGAUUGGGGUUUGCAAACUCACAGGCCCGGGGAGCCAUGCAGAGAGCAUAGGUGAGCGCCGCCCUCCGGGCAGGAUGGAGCUGUACCAGGGGACGCUCCUCUGACGGGCGGUUUCAGAGCCCUGCCUGCCAGGCGGGAGGAAGCCCAGCGUUGCACAGGCCUUCUGAUGUGUCAGGUGGAGCUAGGCCUCCAGAAUUGUGUUUAUAAUUCCCUAAUUUUAAAAAUGUGGACAAUGACUUGGAGAUCAUGUGAAAUGCAGUGGGCUAAUAAACGAAGCGAGUCUGCAGGCUGCCAGUUCACAUUCCCCACCUUCUCAUUCCUGCAGAGUAGGCGAGGCUGUGAUUCGACAGUGGCGGUGUUUUAAUGUAAUUGUCACAAACAUUAGGGAGACAGUCUAGGGAACGAGUGUUGGGAAGAAUUUAAGAGUUCCCAGUUGUGUGACAGAGGAGUGAGGAGGGGGCGUUUCAGUCACGGACCUCCAGGAAAGUAUUAAUAGUUAGAAGAUGAAUUUAAGAGCUGGAGCCUGAGUGGGAGGCCCUGCCUGGGAAUAUGAGGGAUUCUUUCUUCUUGUUAACUUUGAUAUUAACCCAUUUUUCAGGUAGGAAAAGGGUUGCUGGUAGAGCUGAGAAUGAUUCAAAGUACAGGGGGAACACCACACUCCCAAAUCCUAUCACCCUAGAGCCUGACAACAGACCUCCAAAUGCUGCAAAGUCAGGGUUUAUGAGAACUGACGGUUGCUCCCAAGGAUGGAUUUAGGUAAUAUCCAUGCCGAGACUCUGAGGAAAUCAGGUGAAAGAACAAGAUCUUCAUACCCCAAAUCCAUCUCACAUUGAUUUCUGUGGGUGAGUGCUGCUUGGUCCUUUUAAGAAAUGGGACUAGGUUCAAAGCUGGAAUCUACUUCUCAGGAAACCCAGGAGGCUUUGGGCCACGGUGAGGGGAAAUGACUUUUCUCAUUUUCAUCCACCUGGAACAUGAAACUGAGAUCACAGGUCUAAUGAUCAUCCGUAGUCCCACCUCACCUUCCGACAUACAUCCAGUUGCUUUAAAGACCACGCGAUUAUGUAGUCAUCUGUGGGGAAACUUUGAAAUGACAGACCUGAAGCUUGUAUGGCAGCCCCGUCUCCUGUCGGUUUUCAGUGGCGAGCACCAAGGUUACCACCGAGGUGGCGCAGCUGAUUCUGACCUCGGUGCUCAGAGCCCUGCCUUCAUCCCUCUUCGUAUAGUGUUGCGGUCCAUGGAGUCAGAGCCACGGUUUUUCCAGUAGUCAUGUACAGAUGUGAGAGUUGGACCAUAAAUAAGGCUGAGCACCAAAGAACUGAUGCUUUUGAAUUGUGGUGAUGGAGAAGACUCUUGAAGUCCCUUGGACAGCCAGGAGAUCAAUCAAUCCUAAAGGAAAUCAACCCUGAAUAUUCACUGAAAGGACUGAUGCUGAAGCUGAGGCUCCAAUUCUUUGGCCACCUGAUGCAAAGAGGCAACUCAUUAAGAGAAGACCCUGAUGUUGAGAAAGAUUGAAGGCAAAAGGAGAAGGGGGCUGAGGAGAUAGUUUGAUAGCAUCACUGACUCAGUGGACAUGAAUUUGAGCAAACUCUGGGAGAUAGUGGAGGACAGAGGAGGAGCCUGGCGUGCUGCAUGCAGUCCAUGGCGUGGCAAAGAGUUGGACACGACUUAGUGACUAAACAACAACAACUUCUAUAAAAAUGGAAAACCGACCCAUCCUUUGGAAAAGAAGAAAGCGAGGUGGGGAGUUGAGCACAGUGGAUAGGGGUAACUCAGGCUCCUUUCACAGAGUUGGGGGCGCUCUUUCCCGGACACUGACUUCUGCUUCCGUAGCUCAGAGGCUAGGGAUUUGCCUUUGCUGCUUCUUUUGUGAGUAUUCUCAUUUCUGAAAAAUUCUUAGGUCAUGAACAGAUAGACUCCAUCUUUCUUCCCGAGCAUUGGAUUUCUCCAGUAACCCUGGUGUGGUAGAAGGUGGGGUGGCUGUCAGCUCAGGUCUCUGGAGGGACUCAUAAGAACUUGGGGCUCUGGGGAGAGGAUGGGGUCCGAGAGAGCUGAGGGGGUGUGAGGUUUCAGCAGACUUGGUUCCCAUUCCAAAGGAAGCUGGUUCCCCCCCCACAGCAAACCCCAUUAUUUGAAGAAUAUAAUAAGUGAUGUCAACAGCUGGGUUUCACCUGACAUCUUAGACCUAUCAGAGAAGUAGGAAGAAAGACUUCCUCCAGGGGAGGGGCUUGACUUUGAACAAAUCCCACAGGAAGUACACAUGUUUGAAUAGCUUUUAAGUGGAGGAAAGGGAAUGUUGCUAUUCGGUUUUAAGGUGUGCACUUCCUUUUUCCUAGUUCAAAGUUACUCUGUUCUGGCCAUUGGGAGUGCUCAGGAAAACAUGAGUGAGGGUCACGUGAUCAUGCUAGUGUUUGCUCUCGGGAGAAUGUUGAGUGCUCUGCAUUUGUAAAACAUCUUAGGGAGAAAAGAAGUACUUUUGCAAACAGUAUUAUGUUAGUCAUGCAGAAAUCGUUGCUGUCAGGUGAGGCGUUUCAGCUGAACAGAAGCGGCUAAGGAGAGGAGCCCAGCUUGAUGCGUUACUUUGGCCAAACCCAGCCAACCCCUGAAGCCGUGGUGGUUGCCCCGACUUCUGGGGUGCCUAGAGAUGGGUCUCUCCACCGUCUCACAUCUGGCUCUCCAUGCCUCCUCGUCUGGGCCUCUGCCGGGCCCUGGCAUCCGAACCGCUUGCCGUUGCCUGUAGGGAAGCGUGUAGUCAGACUGCUGCCCUGGGAGGCAGCCUGCGCCAGGGCGCACUCUCCGCUUUCCUUCAGCGCCACGGGGUUGUCAGCGUAGGGGAGAGGCCCCAGGUCCGUCCCCGACACAGCCUUCCUACCUGCUUAUGCUGGUGCUUGCCAAGGUUUGAGGGGACCAAGACCCUCUUGAGAAUUCUGCAGUCCCUAGACAGUGUCUGACAGAGGGGCCAGGUUAGCACUCCCGACACAAGUGCCUGCCGGCCACCUCUGUGUCCUGAUCUGCAGCUCCCUGCGCUUGCUCUAGGAAAUGGGAUUUCUUUCAGGAUAAGUCACCAGAUGGAUUACCAGUUACCUUUGUACCACUCCCUUCAGCCUGAUGAGGCUGAGUGACCGUGCUCGGUGCAAAAAGGUGUUUUGCUAUCAAGUCGUUUCCGUGUGUAUCCAGUCUCCCCCAGUUGCUUAAAACUUUUGUUACAGUCUUGACUAGUGUGAACAUACUUAAUGGUUGCAGCUUAAGAGACCCAGCUAACUUCUACUCUUCAUGAAUGUACUCAAAUAAAAAUGUGUUUUUGCAUAUUUAAACCUGGCCAAUUAUUAAUUCAGAUGGUAAAAGCUCACUGCUGUUGGUGUCCAUAUACUGACAUUGUGAACAGACACAUUUCAUUCAUUUAGACUUAGUUCUCUUGAUGAGAAUGCUCAGGUUGAAACAGGCUGUUCUCACCAAUUCAACACCUACGGCAGCGUGGAACUUCUGUUUCACUUAUUUGAUGUGUGUUGUGAUCUCGGGGGAGUGAGGUGAAGUUUAUAUCGGCACUCUCUGGGGUGGGUGGGCAGGGGAGAAGGGAUUGCUUAAGCAAAUAGUGGAGUGACUGUGGAACAAGAUGUCUCUAUAAGAUGAGAAGUUAUUUUCAUGUGUCACAGAAGCGUUCUUCCACCUGUGAGUGAUUGUGCUAACUAGAAAUCAUUUAUCUCCAUACAUGAAAGCAGGUUCCCUUGAUCAGGCAACAUUUGGUUCGGCCAACCCCAAGUUAUUGUUUGUACUUGAAAGAAAUAAAGCUGCAUUUCCUUAAAAAUUA
Molecule: messenger RNA, 6706 nt
Organism: Dama dama (fallow deer)
Lineage: Eukaryota; Metazoa; Chordata; Mammalia; Artiodactyla; Cervidae
Gene: FBXW2
Product: F-box and WD repeat domain containing 2
Exons: 7
Coding region: 246-1640 (464 amino acids)
Molecular function (GO): protein binding
Source: RefSeq, a predicted model, not a curated record